AUGGACAUAGGAACCAAGCCCCCUCCAUAUCCUAAGUCUCAGGUUUCCGACCCUGGUCAACAAGUUUGUUAUCAACCUCAACCAGGUGUGAUGGGUUCAGUUUACCCCAUUCAGCCCAAUCAGGUGAUAGCUUUGAAUUCUGGAGUCCCACCUGCACCUCCUGUAGUGGCUGUGUCAUCCGGCCUGAGUGAUGUACCAGGGGAGAUAAGAUGCCUUCAGUGUCAGCAACAAAUCAUCACAGAGACAGCAUAUGUCAACGGCCUGCUCACCUGGGCCAUCUGUGGAAGUCUCGCUAUUUCGCUAAUUUGGCCCUGUUGUUUGAUUCCCUUCUGUGUUGACGCCUGCAAAGAUGUAGAGCAUCGCUGCCCAAACUGCAAAAGUGUCGUUCACUUGUACAAACGCAUGUAA
Messenger RNA from Triplophysa dalaica, 408 nucleotides. Its product is annotated as LITAF domain-containing protein-like. NCBI's taxonomy places the organism in Eukaryota, Metazoa, Chordata, Actinopteri, Cypriniformes, Nemacheilidae. Gene Ontology annotation, molecular function: zinc ion binding. The record is from RefSeq and is a predicted model, not a curated record. The transcript has 4 exons. The coding region runs from base 1 to 408 and encodes 135 amino acids.